This is a messenger RNA of Acanthosepion pharaonis, 762 nucleotides long. The record is from the annotation of a GenBank genome assembly. Lineage: Eukaryota; Metazoa; Mollusca; Cephalopoda; Sepiida; Sepiidae.
AUGAUCUAUUGUCAUCCAUCUAAAUCCAUCUAUCUAUCCAUAUCUUUCAUCCAUCUAUCCAUCAUCUAUCCCAGUCAAUUUAUUAUUCAUCCAUCCAUCUAUCUAUCUAUCCAUCCAUAUCUAUCAAUCCAUUUACAUCCAUCAUCUAUCUAUCUAUCUUUUCUCCAUCUAUCCCAUCACAAUUGUUUGGAUUUAUUUAAAAAAUCAUUUAUACUCAUUAAUCAUUAUCAUCUAUCUAUCUAUUUAUUCAUCAAUCUAUCUAUCUAUCUAUCUAUCUAUCAUCUUCUAAAUCUAUCUAUCUAUCUAUUAAUCUAUCUAUCUGGAAUCUUUAUUUUUUUAUUCAUCUUUUUAAUCUAUGUAUUCAUUUAUCUUUUUUUUUUUGCGCUUUUGUCCCUUUUUUGUCUAUCUAUUUGUCUCCUUAAAACCAGUUUGUUAACCACUAAAACCAGGGCGAGGCGCAUCUUUAUAAAAAAUUUAAUCAUCGUCCCUUCUUCUUUUCUCAAAUUCUGCCUUAUAUGCCAUAUAUCUAUUAUCUAUCUAUCUAUCUAUCGCAAAAUACUUUCCUUCCGCAACCGUUCGUUCCUAUUGUCAUUUGUAGAAAUUUUCUUCCAAUCUAUCAUCUAUCUAUCUAUGUCAACUAUUGAUAUCAUACUUUCAUCUAUCUAUCUAUCUAUCUAUGUCAGUCUAUUGAUAUCUAUCUAUCUAUCUAUAUUAUAUCAGUUUAUUGAUAUCCAUUCAUUCAUUGGUCUAUCUAUCUAUUGA